This is a messenger RNA of Meloidogyne enterolobii, 507 nucleotides long. Lineage: Eukaryota; Metazoa; Nematoda; Chromadorea; Rhabditida; Meloidogynidae. The record is from the annotation of a GenBank genome assembly.
AUGUUCAAGAUAAACCUAAUUAAAAAUAAAUUAAUUUUACUCUGUCUACUAAUCCCUUUAAAUGGACAAAUAUUAAAUUCAACAAAUUCAACAAUAAAAAACCAACAAAAUAGAUCAUUAACAACACCAAUUUGGAGCUUAACAGGAAGGGAAGACCAUCACGAAAUUUUGGAUGAAUUGUUAAAAAAUUAUGAUCUUUCUAGGAUUAGGCCUCCUAUAGAGGUGGAUUCGAAUGAAACUGCUGUUCGUGUACGUGUAAAUAUACUAGUCAGAAUGCUUAGCAAAAUAGACGUUGUCAAUAUGGAAUAUACAAUACAAAUAACAUUUAGAGAGCAAUGGGUAGAUAAACGAUUGAAUUACCUCAAUCAUGUUUUUACGCCUCCAAGACCUCUACCCCCGUUUUUGGUUGUUCCGCACGUUAAGGCUCGUAUUUGGUUUCCUGAUACUUUUUUUCCUACGGAAAAAUCAGCCCAUCGACAUAUGGUAUGGAAAAUUUUUCAAAGUUAA